AGUGCAGGUGGGGAGGCCAUGAAUGAAAAUAAAUUUCUGAACACAGACUCCAGCACAGGAUCAGUGGAAGCAACCGUCAAGCCAUUGCCAUUUAAAGAUCCAAACUUCAUCCACUCCGGCAUUGGUGGAGCAGCAGCUGGCAAGAAGAACAGAACUUGGAAGAACCUAAAACAAAUUCUUGCUUCUGAAAGGGCAUUGCCAUGGCAACUAAAUGAUCCUAGCUAUUUUAGUAUUGAUGCUCCUCCCUCCUUUAAGCCUGCCAAGAAGUAUUCAGACAUUUCAGGACUUCCGGCAAAUUAUACAGAUCCCCAAAGCAAGCUGAGAUUUAGUACUACUGAAGAAUUUGCCUAUAUUCGGAUGCUCCCUUCAGACGUGGUUACAGGAUACCUUGCUUUAAGGAAAGCAACAAGUAUUGUUUCCUGAAGAGACCAAAUGCUGUUGUAUAUCACUUGUGACCAGUGCUAAUUCUCAGAAUCACGAUGGAAACUGACUGCGGGAUUGAGGUUCCUUAAAAAUAUUCAUUCAUAUCUACAUCUGGAAGUAGUUGAUGAUACAUGAAUUUAAAAGAACAUACGGUUUGGAUAAAUACUGAUAUUUGUUAGUUUGCCAACUUGUAAGUAAUUUGGUUUGGUCAACAAAAUAACUUAAACGUUAAGGAUAUGGUCCUGCAUCCUAACACACGAGUUAUAUUAAUUUCAGUAGGGCCAAGAUUUCACACCCACCCUGUAUAUUUUACGUACUACUGUGGUUCAGAAGAGGAAAAAGUCAUCUGAAUAAAGGAAAAGGUACCAAGAUAUGCCAGCUUCUAAACCUGCCAUGCAAACACGCUUGCUGCUUGGCUAUGGAGAAGUUUUCCCCACCUGUAAAAUGAAGCUAAAACACUAAGUGCUGCUAUUGUGAUGAGUGAUGAUGGUCUUAAGCAUUGUGGAAAUGAACACCUUCAUACAGAUAUUUAAACUGCAAGAGCUGUCAGCAUAAAUAAAGUUGGACUCAAACUUGUUUGAGUAAACCAUCCUAAUGAAUAUGCAUAAAGGGACCAAUUCAAAAGGUAACUCUAAUGUGACACAAACUUUCAAGUGCUUCAUUUUACAACCUGAAGUUUCUUCUACCUCUGCUUUCUUGUACUAAUUUCCAGGAUUUCUAAAUAAGCAUGCUAAAAAGGCAAGAAUUCCACUAUGCAAUGACAUUCUGCCACCCAAAUGGUCUUCAGCAAGGCAAGACCUCUUUGGUCUGUACACUGUGAGGUACCUGAAGAGUGACCGAUAGCAACUGAACACUGUCAUCCUUUAGAGGAAGGAGAACAAAGGAGAAUUUAGACCCCUAUCUAGGGAGUUGAGAAGUACUUGCUGAAGUAGACUGAUUUCUGAAAAUUCUGCUGAGGAGGAAGCGGGCAACGUUUUUCUGCCGUUCUUUCUUUUCGUCCUCUUCCUUUCGACAGGUCACUGAUUUGUUUUCGUCCCACUUCCGUGCCUUUGUCCCAGCCUUAGCUGCCUGUCAAGUUUUAAUUUCUUCAUCUGGACACCAAGUGCAGUAUCAGCCAUUCCCAGCCUCCAGCCACACGGUCUGUGCCAGUUCACUGCCAUUCUCCAUAGCUAUGGCACUUACCCUACUUAACUCUCUGAGCCAGUGGGCAUUGGCCAGAAGGGGCACGAGGCAAGUUACCAGUUGUUGUGGGAACGCUGUCUUCUGCGCAUGCAAAACUACCAAUGGCUUAAUAGAAGUCUUGUCCCAUAGCUUUUUAACUACUAGAUUGUCCUGGUUACUGAGGAGCUGGGCCACUGAGCACUAGUUAACACAGCAGUCCUCAUCUCAUCCCAGCUCUACGGACAUUGUCAUGUUGUGGAAAUCACAUCUUCUCCGAGCACACAAGAAGCACACAGCGGCAACUAGUUAAUGUCUAAGCUGCAUCUUGAAUGUACAUUUCUAUAGAAAUGAUAAUUAGUACAGAUUUCUUCUCAUUGAACGAAUGAAUAUGCAGAGUACUAUUAAUGCUAGUUUAAUUUCAACUCCAAAACAGGGGGAAAAAAAAAAAAAAACACCCUCUUAAUAAUGGGACACAUUGUUUACUCAAUGUAUCUGGGACUCAUUCCUGAGCUUUGGUGAUCUAAUAUUUACAAAGUAAUUUUAAAAGUCUUUGACAGGCUUACAAUAGAUCCUUCAAAGCCCUGGAUAGCAGAUAAUGCUACAACUGUAUCACAGAACAAAAAAUAAUAAGACAGACUAUCUCUCCUCGUGCCAGUAAGCAUCCAAGCUACAUUCGCUUUGCAUCCGAGUUUUAGAUAAAUGUUUUUCAUUUACUUUAUGUACUGAAAACAUGUUUAUAAGAUAAGCUUAACUUUGAUAUGAAAAGAAAACACGUAUAACUGCUGUAAGAUUCAUUUUGCUUUAAAUAAGUAGACAGCAGCACAAAAAAUUGGAUUUCGCCAGCUUGUUCUCUCCCACAAAUAUUUUUAACAUUCUUCGGGAAUGACUGUUUAGGAAGCCAGGCUCAGAGGUGCUCAUAUAGGUUCCAUGCCCUCCUGCGUGCUAUGUUGUUACUUUUCUCAGCUAAUUUCUGCUGUGCAGUAUUUAUUCAUCCAGUUUUCAGAACCUGUGUGUCUUACUGAAUAAAAGGAAAGCAGGAAAGUACACACAGAGUUAGAAUUGGCAAAAAUGCUAAUGGAUACUCUCAAUACUUUCUAUCCAUGCAACGGCUGCUAGAUUCCCCUUUUCCUUCCUUGCUUUUCCCUUUGUUAGUUACUAGCUUCCCCGGCCCCCUUAGUCUGUAGUGCCUCACUUGAGAAUCAGCCACUGGAAUCAUUCAACAUUACAUCGAACAACACCAGUUUACUGUGUGGAACAAUCAAGAUGUAUUUGCUUUAGCAGGAAGCGGAGGACAGAAAAGAUCUAGUAGCCAACACAUACAACUGUCAUUCAGUCUGACCAGGUUCUUUCUGGAAAUCACCUGUGGACCUGCUAUUCUCAUCUGUGGCUUAAUACCACAGAGAGCAGAACUGAGCUAGGAGAGCAGAACUGAGCAUUACCUGCUUUGCUGCGUAUAAGUCAAAAUACAGAUGAACGAGGAGCUAGUCUGUGCCACAGAGUAGUUUUAAAGUAUGUUUUUUUGCCAGCUUUAAGAGGUGAAAUUUGUGAAGUAUGUUUAUAUUUAAAAGUACUUAUCAAAGGUCAUAUAAACAUAAAUAACAAGUUGAAUUUAAAUGGCAAACAGGACAGAAGAAACGCAUUUGAAAAGAGAAGCAGCAACAAAUACCAUUUCAGACUUGGGGAGACUAGUACUACCGUCACGUAUGUAAAACGGAUUGUUUUUAAGGACUGUUUUGUUAAUGUACAGCCGUAACUAUCUGUUAAGUAUCUCCCAAAUGUGUUACUUCAUACAGAUCAUGGCUUCAGCCUCACAUAUACUUAUACAAAUAUAUUCUAUUAUAAUCCCCCAGUGUUAUGCCAGUAACGGCUUAAAGGAUGCCGGUUGCCCACAGAAUUCCCACCGACGUUAGUGGAAGGGAGAGCAGGAUCCUAAAAUCUCCAGGGCUCUUUCCUUGGCCGUUCACUGCUGUUUUGUGCGGCAGUUUUUGUUUUCCAUGGAAACCUUCCUGUCACAGCCUUUCCCUCUGCCUUCUCCUUACUAGGAAUGGGUCCUUCUGCAGAGCAGCAAAAUUCAGUUCAGAGAGGCCUUGAGCCAUCGCAGAGCCCUCUUCACUGGCCUCUAUUUCCUUGCCUUCUCCCACCACAGUGGUCUAGAUCCGUAUGGAUUUGCUACAUACAGGCCUCCGCAGAGGACAGAAGUAGCAGGCACAUGCAGGGACAUGCGUCUUGAUCUCUGACAGAGAUCUGUAAAUGCCAGAACUACCCAGCGCACAAGGAAGCAAAGGAAAGGGGAGGGUUUUUUUUGUUUUUUUAAACUCGUGAAGAAUAUUAAAGUAAAAACGAUCCAGUAUAGGGUUAAAAAGCUUUUGUAAAUCCUUUCUGUUAAGAGAAAGGCUCCUAUUCCCUAAGGAAAAACAUUUGAAUCAUGUAAAGAGUAAGUCAUCUUUAAUAAAUUAAGACAACACUAUUAUUAGAAAACCUACCAACAGGUUUUAAGGCCUCUUACAAUCUCUGACGGUGUACGUGGUUUACAUACUGCAAGGCAGGAGACAUUCACAGAUUUCAUGUCAGAUUCUGGGGGAGAAAGACUGACUUAGUGCUCUUUCUAGAAAGAGCAGUCAAGUGGUAUCGGUAGUACUACCAUACACUUCAGUCACACUAAGACAUGAGAAAAAUAAGGCAUUUCUGUGAAUUCUAAUGUAUGUGUAUCCCGAUUAUAAACCACUGUUUUCUGUCUGCAGAGGGGUGGGCAGGCUGUAGUAAAGUAAUUCAUUUUCAUGUAAGAAAGAAACAUUUUGUUUAAAUCCACAUGCUGUCUAUAAAUAUUGCUUGGCUUGGUUUUCUGUUAUCUGAGCAACUUAACAAGUCCAGUCGUUUCGGAUGAUUACACUAUUGUAAAUCGCAGCCUACAGACUGCAAUAGCAGUAUUCUCUUGGGAGACCUAAUAAUAACUAAUAAAUGGUGUUUAAGCUACUGGUAAGUA
Molecule: messenger RNA, 4567 nt
Organism: Struthio camelus australis
Lineage: Eukaryota; Metazoa; Chordata; Aves; Struthioniformes; Struthionidae
Source: RefSeq, a predicted model, not a curated record